CGCCAAUGGUCAACCUGGGCCUUGCAGCUGGCACGGACGGUCCAGUGGAUGCACGCUCGAGGGUGUGUGCAUGUGGACAUCAAGCCAGAAAAUAUAUUGGUAUGUCGUCAGCCAUUUGAUGGGAAGCGGAGCCUGAGCUUACGUUCCAGUCUUUCCUCACCUGUGGAUGAAUCAGCUUUCUGAAGGCUUGGACGUAAAGCUGUGUGACUUCAACUCCGCAGUCUUCCCAAGUGCAGGCACUCCGCUGCUUGACGGAGCUGGGCUAGGCACGCCCGCGUACGGUGCGCCCGAGCUUACGCGGGGAGCAUCAAGCUCCAGCCGAAACGGAUUCUCCUAUCCUGUAGAUAUUUGGAGCAUGGGAGCAGUCCUCUAUGCGCUCGCAACCGGAGUCGCUCCACUCGCCAAGAGCAGAUCGAUGAUCGAUAUGCUGUACCGGAAGCGCGCGUUCUUUGAGAGCGAAGAAAACGAUCGCGUCGCUAGGAUCCACGUCGCCGGUGGAUACAAUGGCAGCGUAGCAGGAAGCAAUGCUGCGAGUCGGAACAGCAGCUUGCGUGGUCGGAAUCGCCGCGCCGCGCGACAGUCGGCAUCCGAAACCGUUGCGAAUAUCGCUAGCUAUACGCCGCAAAGCCACUCUUUGCGGCGCGAAGCGAGCAUGGAAAGUAUCGACAGCGUCAGCAGCAAUAUCUUAUUGGAAGACGGCCGCCGCACCGUUCCACUCAGAGCCGUCAACAUGCUGUUGAGCGACGCUCCCUUGAUUGGCGUCUUGCCAACCGAUCAUGUGAUCUUCAAGGGAGCAGCCGAGUUGGAGCCCAGCCGGAAUGGUACCAUCGUCGCCGCCGCUCAACAUCAUCGCACAGCUUCCCUGGGCAAAGCGCAUUUGGCUUCCAAGCACCCUCAUGCACAAGUAGGUCCCGAAAACUCAACUGCGAGCAACGUCCAAUCUGCCGCACAGGUCGCGUGCCGUCCCGUGCGGCCCGUGGCAAAUUUCCGUCGGGCCACAUCCUACGGCGCCGCGAAUUCCACAGUAGAAGAUGACACCUUCGUCAUGCAGCCUACGUCUGGGCCUCUCCGCUCAUCAAUUCCUGUCAAGAAAGCGCCCACUGGCUCCAAUGGCCUGCUAUCGCCUCCGCAGUCGCCUCAAGUUUCCAUCCACCGGCUGUCUAGCAACAAUACCGGAUCUCUACAUGCCGGACUCAGAUCAGCCCUCUCUGCUGCAUUCGCGCAGCAUGCGCAUCGCGCCGGACAAGACGUCAGCUCAAUAGCGCAAGAGGCAGGUUCAAGCGUCGAGGGCAGAGCACGUAGCGCUUCGGGUGCUAGUGCUCUGGUGCUGCCACGGUCGCCGCUUUCUGCAUCGUAUCAGACACCUGAAUUUGGAGCUGAUGGACAGAACUUGCAGGUGGACGAUGAGGAGGUACUUGAAGAAGACACGCGCCCUUACAAUGAUGGUACGCCAGCCCUCCUGCUGCCCGGCGGAGGCCGUUUGCCAGAUGGCGCUCGCGCUCUCUUGGAACAGAUGUUGGCCUUCGACCCUGCCAGACGACCCAGCGCUAGCCAAGUCGUGUCCGCCCUGGAGCGCUUGACGCUGUUGAGAACAUGAGGCCAUCGUCCGAGGCAUCGGCCGGCUUCACGCCGCUAGCUGUUUUUCCCGCAUGGUCUUCCCGAACAAGCAAGAUCUGAUAGGUUCAGUGCGAAAACUUCCUGCG
Molecule: messenger RNA, 1703 nt
Organism: Ceraceosorus guamensis
Lineage: Eukaryota; Fungi; Basidiomycota; Exobasidiomycetes; Ceraceosorales; Ceraceosoraceae
Exons: 1
Coding region: 167-1597 (476 amino acids)
Biological process (GO): protein phosphorylation; mitotic DNA damage checkpoint signaling
Cellular component (GO): cytoplasm; nucleus
Molecular function (GO): protein serine/threonine kinase activity; ATP binding
Source: RefSeq, a predicted model, not a curated record